CGUGCUAACAGAGGGGGUUUCAUGUGUAAUAAAAAAAACAUUUUUAAUGAGGCGCUCAGCUUUAGAGUGCUUGUAAAUAUUGUGUCAUGUUUGUGCGUUUGUGAGAAGCUCUGGCUGGAGCAGCCUUCUCCAAUCUCCGCCCACUUGUGCUGCACCAUAUACCGAAUCAAGGCGACCCAGUUCUGCAGAGCACAGAGAGCAGACGUGUGAAAAGCAGAAAACCUACAGCUAAAUCCAAACACACAACCAUGGAUGAGGUCGACUACUACUAUCACGAAAACUCCAGCUUCAACUACAGCUAUGAGGAUUACCCCGCCUUGUGCGAGAAGGGCGAUGUCCGGUCCUUCGCAGCCUUCUUCCUCCCCAUCGUGUACAGUGUGUGUCUGGUUGCGGGACUGACGGGAAACAUUCUGGUCCUCGCUGUCUACGCCUACCACAAACGGCUGAAGACCAUGACGGACUCUUUCCUGAGCCACUUGGCCGUGGCCGACUUGCUGCUCCUCUUCACGCUGCCUUUCUGGGCCGCUGAUGCCGCCAGGGGCUGGGAGUUGGGGGACGCCGUCUGUAGGAUCGUGUCGGCCUGCUACACGUUGAACUUCACCUGCUGCAUGCUGCUGUUGGCCUGCAUCAGCCUGGACCGCUACCUGGCGGUUCUCAGAGUGCAGGGUGGAGCAGACAGAGGCAGGUUGCAGCAGCUUUUCAACAGGAGGCAUUGCUGGAAGUGGUGCUCAGCCGUCUGGGGAACGGCCUUCCUGCUCGGUCUGCCUGAUUUAAUCUUCUCAGAAGUGGUGUGGACAUCCAAUAGGAACAUCUGCGUAGCCAUCUACCCUUCGUCUAUGGCUCGGAGUGGUAAAGCUGUGCUGGAGGUGGCCGAGGUGCUGCUGGGAUUCCUUCUUCCUCUCCUGGUCAUGGUGAUCUGCUACUGGUCUGUCUGCCGAGCGCUGAGAAACCUUCCCAUCGAGAGCCGAGGCAAGAAGUGGAGAGCCCUGCGUGUCCUCCUCAUAGUAGUGGGGGUGUUUGUUGUCACUCAGCUGCCAUACAACGUGCUAAAACUGCACCGUGCCGUAGAUUCAGUGUACAUUUUUGUAACCCAUUGCCAGACAAGCAAGGUACUGGAUCAGGCGACCCAGGUGGCGGAAAGCCUGGCUCUCAUUCACUGCUGCAUCAACCCGAUCCUUUACGCCUUCAUGGGGUCCUCCUUCAAGCAGCAUAUGGUGAAAGUCGCUAAGAAGUUUGAACAAAAGAGAAGGAAGAGGAGCCAGAGGACACGAGAGACUCCAACGCAUGGUGAAGAGAUGGACAUGUCGUUUAACUCUCAUAGCGCAACCCAGGAGACAAACUCAUUCUCAGUUUGAGUGAAUCCAACGGUUCUCCGGCUGUGGUUCUAGGGCCUUUCAAGGUUGUUAGGUGUCAGCCUAAAGGCUAAUUAUGUUUCACGUAGAGCCACUAAACCACAGCCAAGGAGGAGUACGUCUUUAUGCACAACUGGAGUUUUGCUUCAAAAAGAAACUUCUUAAGAGAAGUCAAAGGAGAACAUUUGAGAAUUCAAAUAUUUAACUGAAGUGGAAAACAGUGAGCAAAGAACAAGGAAUGGUUGUUUUUGAAACAGUCAAAACAACAGAGGGAUAUGAUGGCGCUUUGGUCUUUUUGUACAUGAAUGUCAGACUUUUUGAGAAGCAACAAUAAAACCCUUCCUAACACACACAAAUAAAAACACUCUCCAAUGGGUUGGGACUUUAUUCUCAACUCUCAAAUCUGAGCCGAGAAUAAAUUAUGCUGGUCAAAUCAAACAGCAUAAUUUUUUGUGCUCGGUGACAAGCUAACCACAAAUAGCACUAGAAGUGUAAACUCUGUGUAUAACUUCACAAUUUAUGUAUUCAAUAAACAUGAACUUGUUUACUGACAGCAGUACUUCCAUAAUCUCUGUAUGGAAAAAAUAUGAAAUGCAAGCUGCCAGAAGUGUAAAUAAACAGUUUGAUAUUGCAUGUAUGAGUGUAUUUUCUACACACUAUACUGAAUUUUUGAACUGAGUGUGGUGAGAAACCCACUUUCUCACUGGGAGCCUUUACUUAAAAGAAACUGCCUGUUUAUUUUUGUAACUUAGAUUGGGAAUGUUUUUCCCCUCUCUGUUUUUGUAAAAUAAAUAAGUAAAAAAAAA
This is a messenger RNA of Poecilia latipinna (sailfin molly), 2158 nucleotides long. It is a transcript of the gene ackr4a, whose product is annotated as atypical chemokine receptor 4a. Gene Ontology annotation, cellular component: membrane; external side of plasma membrane. Bases 249 to 1355 code for a protein of 368 amino acids. Lineage: Eukaryota; Metazoa; Chordata; Actinopteri; Cyprinodontiformes; Poeciliidae. Gene Ontology annotation, molecular function: scavenger receptor activity; C-C chemokine binding; C-C chemokine receptor activity. The record is from RefSeq and is a predicted model, not a curated record. The transcript is spliced from 2 exons. Gene Ontology annotation, biological process: cell chemotaxis; immune response; positive regulation of cytosolic calcium ion concentration.